AUGGGACACGUCUACUACCACCACCAUGUCGACCAACGCAUGGAUCACGUCCUGCCCGCGCCCGCGACGCCCAUGUACCCGUCGUACCUGUCAAGUAAUCCCCAAAUGACUAAAGGCUACGUCAACCCAGACGUGGAUCUUGGCCCAUUGGUGCACAUCGAAGGGUUCCAAUGCUUUGACGCGAGCCAGCUCGAGCCGAUUCCGUUCUCGUCGUCGUCGUACACCGUAACCGGCACCGGCCAGUACGAAUUCGAGGCGCUGUCCCUCGAAUGUGCACAGGACUUUUGGUUUGACACGACCGUCGAUGUCAAACCGUCGCUUGCUGCACUCUACGGGGACGGCAUCGACGUUGUCCAGAUCCCCACGACAGAACGCCCAGGUCAGUGUUUCGCCGACGGUUGCGUGAAAACGAUUUCGUACCGUGGCUAUUGCAAAGACCACGGCGGCGUUCGACUGUGCAGUGUCGUCGGGUGCCCGAAAGGCAACCAGGGCAAGCGUUUGUGCAUCAGUCACGGCGGUGGCAAGCGAUGCAGCAUCCUUGAUUGCGAGAAGAGCGCCCAGUCGCACGGGUUGUGCAAGGCCCACGGUGGCGGCGCCCGAUGCACCGUCGUCGACUGCAACAAGAGUUCCCAAGGCGGUGGUCUGUGUAGAAGGCACGGCGGAGGCCGACGCUGCUCGGUCCCUGGUUGCUCCAGCGGUGCCCAGCGUGCUAAUUUGUGUGCCAAGCACGGGGGUUCGCGCUUGUGUGGAGUGGCCGAUUGUGGCCGAACAGACCGCGGCGGCGGACUAUGCGAGAACCAUCGCAAGGACUUGGUGUGCAAGGAAGGAGGGUGCAACCGCCUUGCAAUCCAAGAGAGUGCAGACGGGCUGUGCUUGCGCCACAUGCGUCGGCAAAAGUGAACGGAAGACGCGGGCAGGCGAAUCAGAAAACGAAAUAGAUGUGUUUCAGCGUGGCGUAAACGUUAACUUAAUUGAUGUUGGU
This is a messenger RNA of Aphanomyces invadans, 982 nucleotides long. RefSeq lists its product as hypothetical. The record is from RefSeq and is a predicted model, not a curated record. The transcript has a single exon. The coding region runs from base 1 to 900 and encodes 299 amino acids. NCBI's taxonomy places the organism in Eukaryota, Oomycota, Saprolegniomycetes, Saprolegniales, Verrucalvaceae.